ACAGCGGAGCACUGAAGAGCUCUGGAUCUAUUGUUCCCACACUUCCUCUCCUCCUCCACGGCAGCACACACACACACACACACGCGCGCACACGAGAGAGAGAGAGAGAGAGAGAGAGGGAGGGAUCGUUAGAGCGAGGGAGGGUGAGAGAGAGGGAGAGGCAGAGGACGAGAGCACGCCGUCACUCAUCCGGAUUAGCCGUCCUGGAGAGGAGGAAUCGCCUGCCGCUACAACAACAGGGACAAAGCACUGACCCACACACACACACUCAGAAACACACACGGGAGCGCGCGCGCGUGUGUGUGUGUGCAGGUCCGUCCGCUGACCCACGUCCGUCUCGCUGGGCUCCACUGCAGGAUUCUCCGUGCGUGUGUGUGUUCAGGGAGAAGGGAGAGUGUGUUUGCACUCCAGGACAGCUUUUCACAGUGCGGUGCGGAGCGGUGUGUGUGUGUGUGUGUGUGAGAGAGUGUUUGCGUGCGCGCUGCGGCCAAGCUGGGGCCAUGUGGCUGGCCAGCGGAGCGGCGCGAUGGUGGGAGGCUCCGCUCAGGACGCGGGGGUCCCCGCUCUCGCUCUGGAGGAGAACGCUGCUGGUCCUGAUGCUGACCACCACGAGUCUGCGUGAUGCUGGAGCACAAACCCCCGCCAGCAGCAAACCCGUCUACGUCUGGCAAACAGGUCCGUGGGGGCGCUGUAUGGGCAGUGAGUGCGGUCCUGGUGGCACCCAGAGCAGGGCGGUGUGGUGUGCCCACUCAGAGGGCUGGACGACGCUGCCCACAAACUGCCCGCCAGCGACGCGCCCUGAAAACCGCCAGAGCUGCUUCCGCGUCUGCGACUGGCACAAGGAGCUCUACGACUGGCAGCUGGGCGCCUGGAACCAGUGUGUGCCCGUCUCGCUGCGUGCCGGCGCCAACGCGGGCGUGCCCCCCAGGCCUGCCGUGUGCCAGCGCGGCGAGGAGGGCAUCCAGACGCGCGAGGUGGGCUGCGUCCACACGCCGGACGCCAUGCCAGCGGAGGAUGCCAUCUGCGAGUACUUCGAGCCGAAGCCGCGCCUCGAGCAGGCCUGCCUCAUCCCCUGCCCGCGCGACUGCGUCGUGUCCCCCUUCUCCGACUGGACGCUGUGCUCCAAGACGUGCGGCACCGGGCUGCAGAACCGCGUCCGGACCGUGCUGGCGCCGCCGCUGUUCGGGGGGUCAGCGUGCCCCAACCUCACGGAGUUCCGCACGUGCCAGCCAGGGUCCUGCGAGGGCGAGGAGAGCCUCUACAGCCUCAAGGUCGGCCCCUGGGGGCCCUGCACCGUGCCCUCGCCGCCACUGGCCCGACUGGCCGAGACGGAACCGCUGGAACCGCUGGCCCGACAGGCCCGACACGCCCAGACGGAACCCGCGUCGGAGACGGAAACGCAACCGGCACGCAAGAACCGCAGGGAACGCAAGAACCGCAAGGAACGUAAAGAACGCACAGAACGUAAGGAACGUAAGGAACGUAAGGAACGUAAAGAACGUAAGGAACGUAAAGAACAGCAGGAUCGGCAGGACCGGACGAUGAGGCAGGACCGGCAGGCGAGGAAGCAGCAGCGGCGUGAGCGGCAGCGUGGGCGAGGGAAGGUCAAGGACCCCGAGGCGCGCGAGCUCAUCAAGAAGAAGAGAACGCGGAACCGACAGAACCGCCAGGGAGGGAAGUUCUGGGACCUGCAGGUCGGGUACCAGAUCCGGGAGGUCAUGUGUGUGCACAAGAAUGGCAACGCAGCAGCUAUCCACUUGUGUCACCAGGAGUCGUUGCCCGUGACGUACCAGGCGUGUGUGCUGACGAAGGACUGUGAGGUCAGCGAGUGGGGGGAGUGGUCGGCGUGCUCCAGGGACUGCUACGACCCCAACGGCCCCAAGGGUCAGCGCACGCGCUCACGCCGCCUUACGCAGUUCCCCGUGGGAGGGGGGGCAGGCUGCCCCCUACUGGAGGAGACGGAGGACUGCAGCCCGCAGGGAGAUGCCGUCCAGCCCUGCAUCGCUUACAAUUGGAAGGUGACCGAGUGGAGCGAGUGUCGAGUGGACGUCCUCCUCAGCCAACAAGACCGUCGUCGUGGCAACCAGACAGGCCUGUGCGGAGGCGGAGUCCAGAACAGGGAGGUGUACUGCGUCCAGACGAGCGACACACCCUCCAACCUCGGCCCAAUCAGGAGCAAAGAAGCGUCGCGGCCCGUGGACAGUGCCCUGUGUCUGGGCGUGCCCCCCAACACCACCCAGCUGUGCCAGCUGCCAUGUCCGGUGGAGUGCCAGGUGUCGGCCUGGUGCGCCUGGGGACCCUGCACCUACGAGAACUGCAGUGACCAGGCCACCAAGAAAGUGUGUCCCUGCAGUGGGAACACGAUGCGGGAGCGACUGGCCACUCAGUUACGGCAACCCGGAGUGGACAAACAGUGCCCCAGCACCACUGAGAAAGAGCCCUGCACCCUCAACAGCAACUGCUUCACCUACUCCUACAACAUCACAGACUGGAGCACGUGUCAGCUGAGUGAGCGGGCGGUCUGUGGCAGUGGCAUCAAGACGCGCAUGCUGGACUGCGUCCGCAGCGACGGCAAGUCUGUGGACCUCAAGUUCUGUGAGGAGCUGGGCAUGGAGAAGAAAUGGCAGAUGAACAUCUCCUGUGUGGUCGAGUGUCCCGUCAACUGCCAGCUGUCCGAAUGGUCCCCCUGGUCUGAGUGCACACACACCUGUGGACUAGCAGGUAAGCUGUGGCGGAGGCGUUCGGUGAUCCAGGCGUCUCAGGGGGAUGGUCGGCCAUGUCCGUCGCAGAUGGAGCAGUGGAAGCCAUGUCCUGUCAAGCCCUGCUUCAGCUGGAGAUACAGCGCCUGGUCAGACUGCAGGGUACAGGGUGCGCGGUGUGGGGACGGCGAGCGGUUCCGUAACGUGUCGUGUUUUGUGACGGACGGCACAGCGAGGGCCGAGGGCAGCAUGGUGGACGAGGAGCUCUGUGGUGACCUGGAGCAGGCCGUGGAUGGAGACAAGAACAUCGUCCUACAGGAGACCUGCGCAGUGCCCUGCCCAGGCGAGUGUUACCUGAUGGACUGGACGGCGUGGAGCCCAUGUCAGCUGAGCUGUGCGAGGGGUGAGGAUCUGGGGCUCGGGGCAGUGCAGGUCCGAUCACGCGCUGUUCUGGCCCAGGAGCCAGAGAACCUGCUGCAGUGCCCAGACCAGGACUGGGAGGCACGGCCAUGCACAGAGGGACAGUGUUAUGAGUAUAAGUGGAUGACGGGUCCCUGGAGAAGUUCAUCUCGUCAAGUGUGGUGCCAACGUUCCGAUGGAUUAAACGUCACAGGCGGAUGCCCAUCUACCAAUGAGCCAGUGUCUGACCGCUCAUGUGUUCCUGCAUGUGACAAAGCCCGCUCCUUCUGCACCGAGGCGGGCCUGUGUGGCUGUGAGGAGGGCUAUACGGAGGUGUUGACCUCAGAGGGGCUGCUUGACCAGUGCACGCUGAUCCCCGUGCUGGAGAUUCCGACCGCGGGCGACUCCAAGGCCGACGUCAAAACCAUCCGCGCCCUCAGCCCCACACUGCCCACGGCCAGCAUGAACGGACGCUCCGGCCGAACGUGGUUCCUGCAGCCGUUUGGACCAGAUGGGAAGCUGAAGACGUGGGUGUAUGGUGUGGCAGCGGGGGCUUUUGUCCUCAUGGUGUUCAUCGUCUCUAUGACCUACCUAGCCUGUAAAAAGCCAAAGAAGUCUCAGAGACGCCAUCAUCACCACCACCACCAGAACAACCGACUGAAACCACUAACGCUUGCCUACGAUGGAGAUGCAGACAUGUAGACACACACACACACACACACACACACACACACACACACACACACACACACCACCAGAACAACCGACUGAAACCACUCACGCUCGCCUAUGAUGGAGAUGCAGACAUGUAGACACACACACACACACACACACACACACACACAUACACACACACACACACACACACACAUACACACACACACACACACACACACACA
This is a messenger RNA of Alosa sapidissima (American shad), 3997 nucleotides long. RefSeq names its product thrombospondin type-1 domain-containing protein 7A-like. NCBI's taxonomy places the organism in Eukaryota, Metazoa, Chordata, Actinopteri, Clupeiformes, Clupeidae. Gene Ontology annotation, biological process: actin cytoskeleton organization. The record is from RefSeq and is a predicted model, not a curated record. Gene Ontology annotation, cellular component: plasma membrane. The transcript is spliced from 17 exons. Bases 501 to 3800 code for a protein of 1099 amino acids.